Vanderwaltozyma polyspora DSM 70294 is the source of this 426-nucleotide messenger RNA. It is a transcript of the gene RPS15, whose product is annotated as 40S ribosomal protein uS19. Gene Ontology annotation, biological process: translation; ribosomal small subunit assembly. The record is from RefSeq and is a predicted model, not a curated record. The transcript has a single exon. Gene Ontology annotation, molecular function: RNA binding; structural constituent of ribosome. NCBI's taxonomy places the organism in Eukaryota, Fungi, Ascomycota, Saccharomycetes, Saccharomycetales, Saccharomycetaceae. Gene Ontology annotation, cellular component: cytosolic small ribosomal subunit; ribosome. The coding region runs from base 1 to 426 and encodes 141 amino acids.
AUGUCUACUGCUGCUCCAAAGAAGAGAACUUUCAAGACUUAUUCUUACAAAGGUAUUGACCUUGAAAAAUUGUUGGAAAUGCCAACUGAAGAAUUCGUUAAAUUAGCUCCAGCUAGAGUUAGAAGAAGAUACGCUAGAGGUUUAUCCACUAAACCAGCUGGUUUGAUGAAGAAAUUGAGAGCUGCUAAGUUGAACGCUGUUGAAAACGAAAAGCCAACUGUCGUUAGAACUCAUUUAAGAAACAUGAUCAUUGUUCCAGAAAUGAUCGGUUCUGUCGUUGGUGUUUACAACGGUAAGUCUUUCAACCAAGUUGAAAUUAGACCAGAAAUGGUCGGUCAUUACUUGGGUGAAUUCUCUAUUACCUACACUCCAGUUAGACACGGUAGAGCAGGUGCUACUACUUCUCGUUUCAUCCCAUUGAAAUAG